This is a messenger RNA of Cimex lectularius (bed bug), 807 nucleotides long. RefSeq names its product immunoglobulin domain-containing protein oig-4-like. The transcript has 5 exons. NCBI's taxonomy places the organism in Eukaryota, Metazoa, Arthropoda, Insecta, Hemiptera, Cimicidae. The record is from RefSeq and is a predicted model, not a curated record. Bases 100 to 624 code for a protein of 174 amino acids.
GAAAUGUCCUCACCAACAGAUUCGCAAUAACUGCCACUCAGGAUUAAGUUUGGUUGUAAACACCGUCGCCUCUCCUCUGCCCUUGUGUUGCGAGAAGAAAUGAAAAGUUGGCUUCUACUUUUCAUUUUAAUAAUGAGCCAAGAAAUAGCGUUUGCUGUGAAGGGAGGUGGUGGUGGGAGAGGAGCGAUAGGAAGAGGACCCGGUGGAGCAAGGGGUGGAAAAGGAGGUGGCGGGCGGAGGGGUCACUUUGGCUCCAGGAUGCCAAUUAUGAUCCACCGGACCCCAGCCAGCGCCAACUACUAUGACCAUAAAGAUGGAGCGAGGAUUGUAAAAGCGUCGCACUUCGAGUUGGACUACAUGCUCGGGAGGAAAAUUACGUUUUUCUGCAUGGCUACAGGGUUUCCAAGGCCGGAGAUCACUUGGUUCAAAGAUGGAAUCGAAUUAUACGCACAUAAAUAUUUCCAGGUACAUGAAUGGCCUGUCGGAAAUGACACCAUGAAGUCCAAAAUGGAAAUCGAUCCAACGACACAGAAAGAUGCAGGUUAUUACGAGUGCCAGGCCGACAACCAAUAUGCCAUUGACCGCCGUGGAUUUAGGACUGACUACGUUAUUUAUACUUACUAAGCAUAUCAAAUUGUUUUACUUAUAUUGUAACUAUCUAAUCGAAUUGACUUCGAAUUAUUUCUUUCGUUCCUUUAAAACAGGGUUGUAUUACUUUUUGAAUGUCUAGAAAAAUAUAUCGAAAUAAAUAGCAAAUAUUGUUAAAUAUCACUUUAUUGCAUGACACAAAUUGUUUGUAAAAAAUGA